AUUCUGUUUCUCUAAACCCCCGAAGCACCUCGAUAGCGCUACCAUCGCUUUCAUUGCAGACGGGCGACGGCCAGACGCAAAUAAUGGCGUCUUUAAAGUUGAUCUGGCAAUGUUUAUUUGCCCCCCGGCUAAUCAAAAUAUAUGGCGAAAGAAGCACUGAGGGUGUUUAUCAGGCUAAUUAUCAUGCCAAUAAUUUGGAACGAUGGGGUGAUCAAGUAAUACAUUCUAUAUAUCUUCUUAUGAAUUUGGGUUUGUACACAUCCCCCUUACUAGCUACUAUUCUCUAUCGGAGAGGAUAUCUUCUCUUCGAUAGUCUCAUCACUAUGGCCAAAGUAUUGACAGGCCUUGGAUUGACAUUAGCAGCAGCAUAUUGUUUUAGGGGACUAGGGCGGGCAAACAAUGCUGCUUAUCUAGAAUUUGAAGCUGCUCUAAAUGCUGCAAUUCACAACCUUAACAAAGACACAAAGAAAGCUAUCUCAAAGUAUGAUUUUGAAUUUUCGGGUAUGCCGGUUGAUUUCAGAUGGAAUGACAUUGAAGGAGAUGAGUCGAAGCAACGUAUAUAUGCUAGAAAGCCCUCAUCUCGGCGUAGUCCUGUGGAUCAAUUCAUUUCACUUCCAUGUCAAAUUGCUGCUUAUUUAGCUGCUCACACAUUUGGUAUCCGUUUAGUCUUUCCUGGAUCCAUUUCACUUUUAGGCUACAUUAUGCGCCCUGUGUUGCUUGAAGGUCGUAUUAAAUUGGUUGAAGAAAACAGUGGGGUCCGGUUCAAACUUCGAACAAGGGACGACAAUGAUAUUGAUUCCUGUUUUGUAGAUCGCCGUAAUAGGACUGUUAAAGGCAAUGUUCUUGUAAUCUGUAGUGAGGGUAAUGCUGGCUUUUAUGAACUCGGUAUAAUGGUUACGCCACUGGAAGCUGGUUACUCAGUUCUUGGCUGGAACCACCCAGGCUUUGGUGGAAGCACGGGAAUGCCUUAUCCAGAGCAGGAGCUGAAUGCAGUGGAUGUUGUAAUACAGUUUGCCAUUCAUGGUUUGAACUUUCCUGUUGAAAAUAUUAUAUUGUUUGGAUGGAGCAUUGGAGGCUAUGCAACUUCCUGGGCUGCUAUGAACUACCCAGACGUUAAAUUAGUUGUUGUAGAUGCUUCUUUUGAUGAUAUUUUGCCGUUAGCAAUACCACGGAUGCCCAGUGCUCUUGAACCAUUGGUGCGCCGAACAAUUCGAGAUUAUAUUAAUUUGAAUGUGGCUGAGCAAUUGAUUAAAUAUCCUGGACCAGUACAACUUAUUCGAAGAACUGAAGAUGAAAUCAUUUGUACUGAGGAAAAUCACCUAUCUACAAACAGAGGCAAUGAUUUGCUUGUUAAAUUGUUAAAAUAUAGGUAUCCUCUGCUCAUGACAGCCGAUGUAAUGAGAAUUGUUAAUGAGUGGCUUGCUGCAGACGUCAAUGGCCAAAAUUUGCUAUGGCAACACUACAGAGUUUCUGAAGAAAAGAAGCGCAUUCUAAACUACUUCUCAGAGCACCCAGGCCUGUACCCCCUUCGAAUUGGUGAUGAGCUGGAUACAAAUUCCAAGAUUCAAAUUGUGCUUUAUCUUUGCAGGAAGUAUAUGCUGGACCUACGAUCAUCCCACUGCACUCCACUCCCGGCCUCUAUGUUCAAUGUUCCAUCAGAUGAUUCAGCUGAGCCUAAAACUAACCAGUUAUAGCCUUGUGUAUCUGUAGAUGUAGGAUAUUUUCUGUAUCCCCCCCCCCCCCCUCCCUUUUUCAUUGUUAUAAUUGCCAAUCAACUGAUUAGUAGAGAAAUGUGUUCAUUUUUAAGUUUCUGUGUUAAUUCUUAAAGAUGCUAGAAUUUCUGAGUGUAGUUAUUAAUUUUCAGAUAUAAUCCCCUUUUUAUUUUUAACAGUGAGAUUUACCAUGCAUUGUAAUGACCUAUUGGCUUUUUGAAAUAUUUGUUUAUUACUCUUCAUAAGUUAUUCUUUGUUGCUCUCAUAUUUGUGUUAUAAAAUGUCAUACUUCAGGAAAUUUUAAAUCCCUUUCCAGCAAGUGUGUAAGGUUCUUGUAACAGCCUGAACUACACAUUAAUAUUUUAUGUCCAGGUCCAUUGGAUUGGGAUUUGGUCUCUUUCCAAAUAGAUAUACUGAAAAUGGUUUUUCGAAUUCUAUAUUUUCAAAAGCCACUCAGCCAUCGUAUUUAAAUUCACCAUUACAGCUGUUGGUAUACCAAUCAUGUGAGUAAAUCCUAGUCAAAAUGUCUAAUUGAUAAACUUGGGGUUCUAAUUCAGUCAUGUAGAUGAUAUACCUAAACCUGUUGAUUUGUGACCAAUAAAUCAUUCCACAUUUUCUAA
Frankliniella occidentalis (western flower thrips) is the source of this 2332-nucleotide messenger RNA. Its product is annotated as phosphatidylserine lipase ABHD16A. Gene Ontology annotation, biological process: monoacylglycerol catabolic process; phosphatidylserine catabolic process. Gene Ontology annotation, cellular component: endomembrane system. Gene Ontology annotation, molecular function: glycerophospholipase activity; monoacylglycerol lipase activity. The transcript is spliced from 12 exons. Bases 84 to 1694 code for a protein of 536 amino acids. The record is from RefSeq and is a predicted model, not a curated record. Lineage: Eukaryota; Metazoa; Arthropoda; Insecta; Thysanoptera; Thripidae.